GACCUCCCUGGCGCGGACGCCCAGGUCCGCCGGCACCUCUCCGAGGCACUCUGCGGAUACCGCGCUGGGGGACCUGGGCCUCGAGCACCUGGAAGCCGCCCGGGGGACGCUCCAAGAUUGGGUGUUCUGGCCGCUUGGCGAGACCGUGGUGCUGGUGCUGACUGUGCUGGUGCCCGCCUUCAUCUUCGUUCCCGGCGUCAUCGGGUACCAGUCCAAUAGGAUCUACUUGCCAGGCGGUGCCAGGGUCAAGUCGUUUCAGCUUAUCAACACCUUGCACUGCCUCCACAACCUGUAUCGAAGACGCUGGUCGCCUUUCAGUCCCUGGCGUGCCUGCUGA
Messenger RNA from Prorocentrum cordatum, 337 nucleotides. The record is from the annotation of a GenBank genome assembly. NCBI's taxonomy places the organism in Eukaryota, Dinophyceae, Prorocentrales, Prorocentraceae.